AUGGCCGAAGAACCACCGAGAGAGCUCGUCGCGGCGGAGUACUGGAACCCUCGGGUUGUACGGUCUACGAUCGGCGGCGCCGUUCGUGAAUGGAUCCUUGCUUGGAGAGGCCCGUUCGCCGUACGGGCGCUCCACCGUCGAUUCUCGUGCGGCGCGUCGGCCUCAUGCGCCCGCACGGCUCUUCUCUCAUCGGCAGCAGCGGCAGUCUUUUCUCCUUUCCUUCGGCGGGACAAGGUAGCGGAAGCGGCAGUGGACAAGGGAGCAGCGGUGGACAAGGGAGCGGCGGUGGACAAGGGAGCGGCGGCGGAACAGGGACGCGCGGACCAUGUCGACGUCGCCGUGAAGAAACUAGGGCAAACAACGUCGUCCCUGUCGCCGUGGACCCUCCGCCGAACUUCGGAGGGGGUUUACGCGUCGACAUGCACUCCGACUUCUUCAACACUAGAGGUACUUGAUCACUAUUUAUGUACAAGACCACAAGCAGAAAAUAUUGAAGCUUAUUCUGGCCGGGACAGAGGGUUCAACUUGAAUGAACCAGCUAGUGAUAGUACUGCAUUGCCUCAAGGGUACCGUGGAGUUGGGUACAACCCUAACUUCGAGAACGCAGAUGAGUACCCUCCAAGCCAAACACCGGUUCAAGCAAACCCUCGCAAGAUCAUAGAUUUGAAUGAUCUAGCAAAUAAGCGUACAAGAAAGUUUUACAGCACGGAAGAAAAACGGCAGAUUUACCAAUGGAUCCAGCAACGUAAUGGAACCUCCUGUAAGAUGAAACGUGGCGUCACGGCUGAAGUUGCAAUGUUGGCUAAGUGUCCACGAAGGGUAGUCACAAGAAUUUGGAGGCAGGGAAUAAAUGGAGGUGGCAUAAAUAGUGUGAAGUGUGGAAAGAUCGGGAAAGUUGGUAGAAAGAAGAACAUACUGGACAUAGAAGCAAUGGAAGCUAUCCCAACAACCGAACGCACCACUAUACGUCAACUUGCAGAAGCUAUGAACAUGCCAAAAUCUACUGUUUUCCAAAGGUUGAAAGAGAAGGAAAUAAGAAGAGUCACAAGCGAUGUGAAGCCCAUGUUGGGAGACGAAAACGAGAAGCAACGUUUGGUCUAUGCUCUCCAUCAAGUUGAGCCUUCUACUCUGUUUGGUGAUGAUCCCACAAUGAAGGGUGGAUUCAAUGUUGCCCAUUAUGAUGAGAAGUGGUUCUACAGAAUUAGGAGGAAUGAAAAUGUAUAUUUGAGCAAAAGGGAGGAAGCCCCAAAAAGAUCAACAAAGAACAAGAAUUAUAUCGAGAAAAUAAUGUUUGUUUCCGUAAUGGCUAGACCAAGAUAUGAUGCACAAGGUAAUUGCACUUUUGAUGGGAAGAUAGGCGUUUGGGCUUAUGUUGAAUGGGUGCAAGCACAAAAGAGAAGUGCUAAUAGGAAGAGGGGAGAUUGGGAGCUCAAACCAUGCACCGAAGUUGACAAGGCCAAAAGUAGAGAGUACCUUGUUAAAUUCAUUCUUCCUGCGAUCAAGGCAAAGUGGCCGGCUAGUGACAGGCACAAACCAAUCUACAUUCAGCAAGACAACGCUAGAACUCAUAUUCAGCCCGAUGAUCCAAUAUUUCUUACUGAGGCUGCACGUGGAGGUUGGGACAUUCGGAUGGUCUAUCAACCUCCUAACUCACCCGACUGCAAUAUUUUGGAUCUUGGUUGGUUUGCUUCUAUUCAAUCAUUGUUUCGAAAGAAAAUGCCAAAAACUCUUGCAGAAAUAGUUUCAAAGGUUAAUCAAUCCUUAGCGGAAUAUCCACAUCAAAAACUCAAUAGGAUUUUCUUGAGCCACCAAGCAUGCAUGAGGGAAAUUAUAAAGAAGAAGGGAUCAAUUCAUUAUGAUGUACCUCACUUGAAGAAGAAAGCACUUGAGAGGCAAGGAAAGUUACCAAUCCGUUUGAAAGUAGAGAAGCAGCUCGUAGAAGAUGCAUUUGUGUGGCUUAACGCAAACUUUCCUAUUACUCCUACUUUUUAAAGUUUGUAAUGCUAUGGACAGUACUCAUCUGUUUGAGAUCAUGCGUUUCAAUUCAUCUGUUUUAAAUUUUGUAAUGCUAUGGACAGUACUCAUCUGUUUGAGAUCAUAUGUUUCAAUUCAUCUGUUUUAAAUU
Molecule: messenger RNA, 2125 nt
Organism: Lolium perenne
Lineage: Eukaryota; Viridiplantae; Streptophyta; Magnoliopsida; Poales; Poaceae
Source: RefSeq, a predicted model, not a curated record